Amphimedon queenslandica is the source of this 3288-nucleotide messenger RNA. RefSeq lists its product as uncharacterized. The transcript has 20 exons. Lineage: Eukaryota; Metazoa; Porifera; Demospongiae; Haplosclerida; Niphatidae. The record is from RefSeq and is a predicted model, not a curated record. The coding region runs from base 121 to 3150 and encodes 1009 amino acids.
GAGUUUAUGUGAAAGGAAUGCAGAGAAAAAGAAUAGCAAGACUAGACGUGACCACGUGGUCAGCCACACCUCCAACAACCGUCUCCAUGACAACCACGCAUCAGCUCGGUACAUACAACUAUGGCGUACUCGUCCGCGAGUACAAGUGUACCCUCUUCUUCUCGGGGGAGCGGAGGAGCAGCUCACAGGGCCGUGGCACUCGACCUAAUGCUCAGGACUUUCAUGAACUCCCCAGAAUUCCAGCCAUACAACCCCCGCAUGUGGGAAGGGAUUUCAAAAUUAGUUCCCGGGACGACCCCCCACCAAUGCAUUCAAAGGUGGGAAGAGCUAAGAAGUGCUAGCAAGUUCAUCACGAGAGACUUCUCAGUCCUAGCGGCCAAAGGACGACCAUUCACAUCAUCGUCAUAUAAUACAAGUCACAGUACUCAUUACAAAAAAGUAAUAAAUAAAGACCCAGCCUUCACAAGCUCAGUUACAGAGUUACCUCCUAUUACUAAUCCAGCAGCAAUCUCCUCUUCUUCUUCCCGCCCUCCCUCAUCAACUGCAGCGUAUCACUACGAGCAGUACAGGGGGUCUCUUACCAAUGAAAGUUAUAGCAGAUUAUCUGCUGGUAGGGGAAGACUGGCAGGAUCAUUCUGUCAGAACUACCUGUACAAGAGAGAGAAAGAAUAUAAGAGAGAGAGUCAGGGUAGAGUGAAGGAUAAUGGUGGAGGAGUAGAAAGGCAAUAUUCAAGGCAGUCACUUUCUUCAGUGAGUGAAAAUGCAAUUAGAGAAUCUACAAACAAUAAAAUAAAAUCACUUGACACGUUUGAACAUGCACAACUCAAGAAAACUACAGAUACAGAUACCACCACCACAAGCAGCACCACUACUGCUAAUAAUAAUAAUGAUAAUGCUAAUAAUAAUACUAACAGCAAUACUAGUAAUGGUAAUACAGCAGAACAUAUUGAAGACAAUAGCAGCAAAGGCAAUGUCCAAAAUCCUGAUAAAGAUACAGGAGAUGAUGAUACUGCAAUGAGAAGCAGUGCACAUACAACGCCUACUAAAGAUUAUGUUAAAAAGGAAACUAUUGCUGGUACUAAUGGAGCCAGUAAAGAAGGAGAAGGAGAAGGUCCUAGUAUAAAUGAUGUGAGCCCUGCUGGUAUGAAUCAGCUAGUGAUACAUGUAAAAGAUGAAGCAAAAAAGAAGUCAAGGGAUUUCUUAUGUUCAAGGGAACUACUGAUUAGUGAAAUGAAAUAUUUUAAGGAGUACUUUUUGACUAAUUUGCCAGCAGACAUGUCCAGAGAGUGGGAGGAAAUAGACAUUAGUGUCCAUUGUGAUAUUGGUGUCUUCCAUUGGCUGAUGACUUAUGUGAAAAGAGGAAUGAAUGAGGGACCUACUGGAGAGAAGAGAGACAAACCUUUGGAACCACCUGAACUAUCUCCAGCAAAUGCAGUUUCUAUACUGAUAUCAUCUGAUUUCUUAAGAAUGGAAGAACUGGUUGAGAAGUGUUUAGAUUACUGUCAUCACAACAUGACUGACAUAUUAGCCUCACCAGCUAACAUAGGCUGCAUAGGAGGUGACCUUGUCCACAGGCUAGCUGAUCGAUUCUCACCUUUAGAAGCUGAAGCAAUAAUUGAUGAAAAAGACAAAAUAAAAAGUAAAAUCUAUCUCUGUUUGUUGGAGAAGCUAUUUGAUCCGACUUAUCGUCAUUCAGAAUGUCCACAGAAUGCAUCCACUUUAUACAAAUGUAAGAUCUGUGGAAGAUUUCUUACGCAAGCACAGCAGUCAAUAUUCAAGUGCACUUCUAGCAGGUUGACUGUUAAUAAAAGAGGACAAUUAGUUCAUGAACAUGAAAGGGAUGCAACAUGGAGCAUUGACAAGUAUCUUAUGUCAUUAAGAGACAAGAGAAUGACUUGGAGAGAGAUCUUUUGGAAACUAUGGGGCAAAGUGAACUGGUUGAGCUGCUCUCAGUGUGGUGAUCCUUUUCAAUGUUCCUCUCUCUCUACGUGUCUCUAUCAUCCUAAACAGGUUGUACAGGUUGAUAGUGAUGGCUCUAAACUGCCUCCUGGUACAGGGAGGUACUUCUGCUGUGGACAAACGAUAGGAAAAUUCACGUCUUUACCAGCUGCAAAAGGUGGUUGUCAAUACAGAAACCAUACCCAUCAAUCAGACAUAUCAGCAAUAUUAAUAAAAUUAAAAGACAUCAUCUGUGAAAGGGUUGGCCUGCCCGAAUCCACAGGAGAACGGGAUAAUGGUCACUUUAAUAUGUCAUUUUCUAACAUCAUCAUUAAAGAAACAUUACCUAUAAAGGUUCUCAAUAUUGACUUAACGAGCAAUAAGAAAGCCACACCCAAACAAAAAACCUCACCUUCAGUUGACACAAACAACAAAACAAAACAAACAAACAACAACACAACAAACAACAACACAACAAACAACACAACACAAACAAACACCACUGCUACUAGUAGCAUCACACUGGAUAACAAAGGAAAAGGACGACACGGGCGAGCUAUGGGUACGACGGUCGGUACGAUGGUAGGACGGACAGGAGUAGGAAAGGAACAGUCGGGCGGUGAUAACGGACAACUGGUCGAAACAGCUAAAAGAGGAGAGGGAGGAAUGACUGCAAGAAGAGAUUGUAUAGUUACGGAGGAAGAUGGAACAGGAUCUGAGAGAGACACUACUUGUACAGGUAAUUCAUCAAUGGCUUGUACUGAUAUAGAAGAAGAUGAGGAAGACAUGAAGAAAGUCACGGUUGUAGUUGAGAAACCACCUCAACCAUUAAAAAAGACUAUAAAGAAGAUUAAGAACUGCUCUACUAAAGGAAAGACUGAAAAGAUACUGUCAGAUAUGGACUGGAUAUGGGACAAUACUAAAUCAGUCCGCUGGAACCAAGACAUGCAGAGAUUCCAAGAUGAACUAAGGAUAUCACAGCUGCAAGGUCACCUCCGAAAAUUAAAAUUAUCGACUUGCAAAAAGAAAGUACCACCGCGGCCGCCACCAAAAAUCAAACAAAGAUCUAUAUCAUCAGAUUUCGGCUCUCAUUCCAGUACAGGAACUGGCAGGAAUAAUGGUGGAAUAUAUGCUCAACUUGAAGGACAGUUCUUUGCUAAUUUAGCAAGGAGCCAGAAACUGAGUAAGAGCAAGAGACAGAAAUUUAAAUAGCGAUAAAUAUGACACUUAUUCAUUAUUAAUGUUAAAUUAAUUGUUAAAAAUCACGAAUUCAUCCUGACUUGUUGGCACUAUUAUUUUUUUGUUUUAUGAUUAAUGAGAUUUUCUGAUUGAUUUUUAAAGCAAAAAAAA